Adineta ricciae is the source of this 2424-nucleotide messenger RNA. The record is from the annotation of a GenBank genome assembly. NCBI's taxonomy places the organism in Eukaryota, Metazoa, Rotifera, Eurotatoria, Adinetida, Adinetidae.
AUGGCAUCUCAAUUAGACGAGCAUUAUAUUCGAACAAAUGUUGAGUGGUCUCAACUGCCAGCUGAUGUUAAACAAAAAUGCGGUUGGAAUACAGAGAAGGAAUAUGAUAAGGCGGUUUUUGCCUUUUCAAUCAAACACCAACUUCGAUAUAAAGGAAAUCUCGUUCGAAAAGUUCAUAAAGAUUCUCGAAAGUACUACGAUGAACUUUUGCGUUAUAGUCGUGAGCAUUUGAUGAUAUUCCCGUAUCAUCUGUCUGAGAUCUAUGUCAAAGGUUUACGUAUGACAUCGUUCUCUUACUAUAUUGAUAUUAUUAGUGAUUUAAUUCUUCAAGAGAAAUCUUAUGAUACAUUGCCGAAUUUUACAGCUGCGGAUUGUCUUCGUUUGCUUGGCAUUGGUCGAAAUCAAUACAUUGAAUUGAUCAAUCAAUCUCGAACGAUUCUACAAGCAGCAAAGAAGAAAAUGUUCUUGAAUUUAUCUAGUUGGAAAACUCCUGCUUCUAUCCGUCAUCUGUUACCUUCCCAACCUGUCGAUUCCGUUCGUAUUCAGCCAUGGUGGGUGAUAAGCUUAGGUUGCGUAACCGAUGACGAUGUCAAACAGUGCACUAGUGAAGAGAAACUAAUCAUUGACUAUCUGAUCGACGAACGAUCAUCUAAAUUAGCUGGUGAAUUGAACUACGAUGCUGUGCAUUCUCUCUAUCGAAAAGGUUUAAUCUAUCUGGAUGUACCAGUUUCCGAAGAUGAUUUUAUACAAGUUCCACCAUUAGGUUCAGGUUUUGUUAUGAACCGAAUUGUCGGCGAUUAUUUUGAGGUAUUACUUUACAAAUUGUUUGUUUCGACCGAUGAACACACGAAUGUCGGAGAGUUAUCUCGAAUAUUAACAUUAGAUAUUGAGUUAGUUAAACAAACGAUGUCCAUGUUUUUACGCUUGGGCUUUGCUCGAAAGAAGAAUCUUGAAAAUGAUUAUGGCAUUAUUCAUACGUCAUGGAAGCAUUUCUCCACCACAUCAGGUUUACAAUCGCCACCGCCGCCGAAGGAAUUAAAAUUGACGUCACCAGUUCUAGAUAAAAGAGUAUCUGAAUGGAAAAAAGAUUUAGAAUUAGAUACAUCAUUUAUCGAAGAUGAUACAACUUCACUCAACCUCACUGAUGAAGUGAAAUCUUUAUCCUCGCCGACAAGUGCUACAACACCUGAUCAACUGUCGGCGUCAAUAAUAAGUUCAACAUUGAAACAAAAACGUAUUGGAUUUUUAUUUGAUUCAUCGUUAACUGCAUUUUUAAUGAUGGGAAAUCUUUCUCCAAAUCUAAAAACUCACGCUGUAACCAUGUUCGAAGUUGGUAAACUAGCUGAUGAAAUUCUCGGAUCAUUUCUCCAAGAAUUAGAAAGAAUAUCCCCAAUAUCGCAAUCGUCAAUGAAGUCACCGGAUGAUGAAAAUCAGAGUGAAGGCGAAGCUGAUCGAUAUUUUCUACACGCACGCGUCCUCUAUCAAACAAUAUCUUUUUUACGUUUAAAUAACGAUCUAUUCGAUGAAGAGAAUGGCGGUCUAGGAGUUGAUUUACUUCGUUAUGAAAGUUUGUCGAGUCUUGAUUCUACCACUCGUCAACGUCUUAUCGAACGAAAUUAUCAUAUUUUGAUAUCAAUGGCACCGGUCAGUGCUGAAACAUUCUAUUCUCCAUUCAAUUCCAUUGAUUUUCUUGGACCAUUUUUGCAAGAGAUGAACAGUGUCUGGAUGAAGCUCUUUAUUUACAGUGUAACAAAAUCGGGACCAGCAUCAUUGUUAUUACCUAAAGGUUAUCGAUUAAAUGUUUUACCUGAUUGUUUGAAAGUUUUUGAUAAAUUCUUGGUUACAACCUGGAAUCACGAACCCACAUACAUAUCUAAUGUGAACAUUUUGUUGAGUAUCAACGAAGCAUUGCUUCAUUCAGCUGUACUUCUACAGGGAUUUUACUAUGGCAAUAGCAAUGAUUUUAAAGAAGAAUAUCAACAGAUUCGCCAUAUACCAUUUCCAUGGGAACACGCGGAAAAACAUUCCGGAUUAGGAAAAUUAGCAUCAUCAGUAGACCUAAAAAACACCUGCGGUUACGUAUCAAUGCUAACAUUGUCAUCGAAUGAUUCCGAAGAGGUUCUAUUGGAUAUUAGAUUCGGUAUUCCAUUGUUUGAUGAGAAGAUCAGCGAGACAAUUCGAAGUGGAAUUGUGAAGCAUAAACUAUGUUCGAAAGAUAAAGUACAAGAACGAAUGAAGAGUAUUCGAGCACUUUCAAUCAGUUUAGUGGCAUUCAUCGAACGCUUUCAGCAAUCAGAUUCUUCCUCGUGCAAUAUGCCAAUGCGUCAUUCGUCCAAUGGUAUACGUUCGACUUGUUUACCUCAACGGCCUAUUCUUUUCGAUGGUGAAAAUCUCACAACGAUUGGCGCAUCGGCGAGUUCAUAG